GCGAAAAUGAAUAACUACGCGCGCCUACGGCCUGGCCGCUAUAAAUCCCAGUUCAUUUUCUCUUCAACAAAUAACUGCGUCUUCUGAAAGAUUGGUUCGUGCAAAACUGCUUUUCCUUUCGUACCCCCCAUUGUUAUACUACUACUGCUACCUUCUGUUUACAAAAUGGCCCCUCAAGUCAGCGCUGUCAGUAGCGAUGACCUCUCUAUUCCCCUUGUAGACUUCUCCCUCUUUCUCCACGGGACGCCCGCCGAGCGUCAAUCCGCCGCCGAGGCCAUCCUCCACGGCUUCCAAACCGCGGGUUUCAUCUACCUCUCCUCGCACGGCAUCCCGCUGCCCGUCGUCGACAACGUCUUCGCCACAUCCGCCAAGUUCUUCGAGCGCCCACAGGAGGAGAAGGAGAAGCUGUGUUGGACUACCCCGCGCGCAAACCGUGGCUACGUCCCCCACGGCCGCGAGAAGGUCACCCAGCUCGUCUCCAAGGAAGAUGUCGCCAAGCUGAAGGCCCAGGCUCCCGAUCUGAAAGAGACCUUUGAGAUUGGCAGAGAGGGCGAGGAGGGUUUCCCCAACAACUGGCCCGUUGGCGAUGAGGAGGCCGUGCGGUUCAAGGAGACUAUGACGAGCUUCCAUGACCAGUGUAAGCAGUUGCAUAUUGAGGUCAUGCGAGCAAUCGCGGUAGGCAUGGGCUUGCCAGAGAGCUACUUCGACGGCUAUACCGAUGUGGGCGACAACACCCUGAGGUUGCUGCAUUAUCCUGGUGUGUCGAAGGAAGUUUUUGAGAAGAAUAAGUUGCAGGUUAGGGCGGGUGAGCAUACCGAUUAUGGGAGUAUUACGCUGCUGUUUCAAGAUGACAGGGGCGGUUUGCAGGUCAAGAGUCCCAAAGGAACAUUCGUGGAUGCGACGCCAAUUCCUGGAACUGUGGUCGUUAAUGCUGGCGAUUUGCUGGCGAGGUGGAGUAACGAUACGAUUAAGAGUACAAAGCACAGGGUUGUGGAACCACCUGCUGGGGGAGAUUUCCACCCGGCCCGGUAUAGCGUGGCAUACUUCUGCAAUCCAAACUUCAGCAGCAACAUCACGGCAAUAGAGGGAACGUAUGGAGGCGACAAAGGAGAGAAGAAGUACCCUGAUAUCAAUUCUGGGGACUACUUGGUUCAGAGGCUGGCUGUAACCUUUUGAGCUUUUAUAGGCCAUUUAAUAGCCAUCAUUUCUGCCAAUUAGCGAAU
Messenger RNA from Amorphotheca resinae ATCC 22711, 1223 nucleotides. RefSeq lists its product as hypothetical. Gene Ontology annotation, molecular function: dioxygenase activity. The transcript is spliced from 2 exons. The record is from RefSeq and is a predicted model, not a curated record. The coding region runs from base 166 to 1176 and encodes 336 amino acids. Lineage: Eukaryota; Fungi; Ascomycota; Leotiomycetes; Helotiales; Amorphothecaceae.